Antechinus flavipes (yellow-footed antechinus) is the source of this 3793-nucleotide messenger RNA. RefSeq names its product follistatin (gene FST). Gene Ontology annotation, biological process: negative regulation of activin receptor signaling pathway; cell differentiation; regulation of BMP signaling pathway. Gene Ontology annotation, molecular function: protein binding; activin binding. Bases 1405 to 2436 code for a protein of 343 amino acids. NCBI's taxonomy places the organism in Eukaryota, Metazoa, Chordata, Mammalia, Dasyuromorphia, Dasyuridae. The transcript is spliced from 6 exons. The record is from RefSeq and is a predicted model, not a curated record.
GGGAAAGGAAAGAGGGAAGGGAAAAGGAAGGGAGGAAAGAAGAAAGAGAUACGUAGAGAAAAGACAGAACAUAAAGAGGCAAGGGCAGAGAGUCUGAGAAACAGAGAGGGAUCUAGGGAGGAGUGGGAGACCGCCUACGUAGUCCCCCUUUCCAGGGUAAGGUUCCAGACGCUGUAAAGUAGAAAGGAGAGGAUUGGGGGGUGGGAGGUAGAUUUUUAACUUGAGUAAAGGCCAAGCCCUGGGUAUUCAACUUUUGCUGUGUGUUUGUUUCUGACUGGCAGUAUAGAGGGAUAUGUGUCUGUGCUACCUCCUUAACUAUUUUUCGAAGAUGCUAGGUAUUAGAUUUAUUAUUAGCAGCAAUCAGAGGGAGAGUGUCAUUAAAAUGAAAGGACGACACACAUGUAUACAGCACACUGACGGACAGAGGACAAAUGAACAGACAGACUGACCGAUAGGCAGACAGACAAACGGGCACGGACCUUCUCCCUCUUUGCUGACAUUACAUGAAUUUCAAGAUCGGCAGAGCAUACGCAAUAAAUACACGUUUAGAGCUGACCCGGAGCUAGAUAUUUCAGCAGCCUUGUGUUAUGUUGGGGUUUAAAAAAAAAAAAAAAAAAAAAAAGUCUUUCGGAACUGAAAGAAGAACGCCCGGAGAAGACAAACUCACGUUUCCCCUCCAUUCCAUUCCACUCCACCACCACCACCACCACCACCACCACCACCACCACCACCAUCACCACCACCAUCAAACACCACCCCCUCCCACCCGGCUUCUCCACGCCUUCGCCUCUCUCACUCCCCCCCCCCCCCACCUCAGUCACCGCCGCCCCACCCCCCUUCCCCAGCCAAGAAAGCCGGCGGCGGCUGUUGGUUCUUAGGGGUUGCAUUCAAAAGUGUGGCCGGUAUUCAUGACUUUAAGAGGGUGUUCUUCCCCACCCCCUCACCCCCAAAGCUCCUUCCCCCCCCAAGUCUAGUUUCACCCUCCCCCUUGCUACUACGCAAACAAGAACUCCAACGAUUCCCCCUAGUCCAGAUUUGAUUUCAGGCGGCGUAUGUACCUAAAACAGAUAAUUGGGAAGGUGGAAAAUGUCACCUGAUUCACACUGAACUUUUGAAAAUCUCCCCACCCCCAAACACACACACAUACAUACAUACACACGGACACACACAGUCACACACACUCACACAUACACACACUAGGAGACCGCCCACCGCAAACAGCUAAGACCCCCAUAUAGAUUUAAAGCGAGACUGCACUCUGAUUCUGACGUUCAUUGAAUAGAGCAGUCUGACUAGUGGUGCUCUCUCCUCCACUUGAUAUUGUUGCUCUCUCGCUCGCUCGCUCACACACGCACACACAUACUCACUCACUCACUCACUCACUCACUCACUUGUAUCCUGAGGAUGUUAAAUCUGAGAAACCAGCCGGGCAUGCUUUUACUCCUGAUCCUGCUGUGCCAGCUCAUGGAAGAUCGCACAGUCCAGGCUGGGAAUUGCUGGCUGCGGCAAGCAAAGAACGGUCGUUGCCAGGUCUUGUACAAAACUAACCUCAGCAAAGAAGAGUGUUGCAGCACCGGGAGGCUUAGCACUUCGUGGACUGCUGAAGACGUGAAUGACAACACGCUUUUCAAGUGGAUGAUUUUUAACGGAGGCGCCCCAAACUGCAUCCCUUGCAAAGAAACGUGCGACAACGUGGACUGUGGACCUGGAAAGAAAUGCAAAAUGAACAAGAAGAACAAGCCUCGGUGUGUCUGCGCUCCGGAUUGUUCCAAUAUCACUUGGAAGGGUCCUGUCUGUGGACUAGAUGGCAAGACCUACAGAAAUGAAUGCGCUCUCCUCAAAGCCAGAUGUAAAGAGCAGCCAGAGCUAGAAGUUCAGUACCAAGGCAAAUGUAAAAAGACCUGUAGGGAUGUUUUAUGUCCAGGCAGUUCCACGUGUGUGGUGGAUCAAACCAAUAAUGCCUACUGUGUGACAUGUAAUCGGAUUUGUCCAGAGCCUACCUCCUCUGAACAGUAUCUCUGUGGGAAUGAUGGAAUAACUUAUCCUAGUGCCUGUCACCUGAGAAAGGCUACCUGCCUGCUGGGUAGAUCGAUUGGAUUAGCCUACGAGGGAAAAUGUAUCAAAGCAAAAUCCUGUGAAGACAUCCAUUGCAGUAGUGGGAAGAAAUGUUUGUGGGACUUCAAGAUUGGCAGAGGCCGGUGUUCACUCUGUGAUGAGUUGUGUCCUGAAAGUAAAUCUGAUGAGGCUGUCUGUGCCAGUGACAAUGCCACUUAUGCCAGUGAAUGUGCCAUGAAGGAGGCUGCCUGCUCCACAGGUGUGGUCUUGGAAGUAAAGCAUUCAGGAUCUUGCAACUCCAUUACUGAAGACACAGAAGAGGAGGAAGAAGAUGAAGACCAGGACUACAGCUUUCCUAUAUCAUCAAUUCUAGAGUGGUAAACCCUCGAUCAGUGUUGGGAUAGCCCUUGGGCAAAAAAAAAAAGAAAAGAAAAAGAAAAAAAAAAUUGGUGUCCAUAAUGUAAAUAAGUGUAUGCUUAUUUAUUUGGGGGGAAAGUACACGCAAAGGACCUUUGUCCUGCAGCCCUCUCCCAGGCAACCUUCCCACUGACUUGACACGGGAGAGGCCGCCAGUGUGAGGUCUACUGGAUAGGGCUCAUAGUUGAGACUUGUAGACAUUUAUUUAUACUGUGUCAUGUUUUAUAAUUUAUACAUAAAAUGUCUGGUUGACUGUAUACCUUGUUUUUGAAGAAAUUUAUUCGUUAAAGGAAGAGCAGUUGUUAUUUAUUGUGAGGCCUCUUGCUUGUAAAAUAAAAAACUUUUUUUUUUCCUCAUAAAACAUUUUAAUCCAUUCCUUACCACUCACUUACUUGUCACCUUUUGGUCCACUGCUGUUUAAUUCUCUUUCCACCUUAAUGAACAUGCAUGUCAGUUUCUAUCAUGUUUGUUUAUUUAUUGGAUUUUCUGCUGCCAGUUCUGUACAUACAUGAUCCCUGGGGUUUUUGUUUACAAGGAAUCUUGACUGACCAAAAAGCAUUAUAACUUGAUUCAAAUGUAGAGUACAGUGGUCCCACCUUAAAGGAAACUUCUGCUUCAGUUCUCUCUUAAUCUAUCCAAGAUAGUCUAGGAACAUCAGUAUCAGAAUGAAACAGAUAUGUUAUUAUACUUCGAAAAUUCACAGAUCCAAAGAAUUAAGGUGAGAAAGAUGAUUAAAUGGGAUAUGGGUGUGUUAUAGCAGUGGAUGGGGAGAUUAAUAAACACAGAUUUAUUAGGUGUUUCCUUUCAGCUGGACUGCUAUACCCUUUAAAUUAGUUCUUUUUUUUCAAACAAUAUGUCAUUAAAAGGUAUAUUAAAGCUUUAUCAGUUCAAGUUUCUUGCUUUUCAUAAUACUUUUUUUCUGAUGCAAUUUUAUAUUUCCAAACAUGGCAAGUUAAAUAUAAAUUCAUUUAAAUAUAUAGUUUUGUACUUUUCUACCAUGUAAAUGUGCAAUGUAUAUAAAAAGUUAUAAUGUGUAUUUGUAAAUAAAUGAUGAGUGAAAAUAAAAAAAAUGUUUUAAAAAAAAAGCCUGCAUUCCUCCCCAUGGAAAGAGAGUAGAUUGGACUUUGGGUCAGUGAUCCUCGUUAUGUAAUAAAAUAGUUGAUGCAUAAUCUACCAAAAAUAAGCAUAUGUGAUGUCAAAAUCUCCAACGACUGGUUAAGUUUAAAUGAUUUUAGUAGAACUGAAAUGUAGUAAGGCCUAAGAUUUAUUUGUACCUGGUGCCAGUCUUUCUUUAAUUAAACUCUAAACUGAAAUAGACAAA